Molecule: messenger RNA, 638 nt
Organism: Impatiens glandulifera
Lineage: Eukaryota; Viridiplantae; Streptophyta; Magnoliopsida; Ericales; Balsaminaceae
Product: EPIDERMAL PATTERNING FACTOR-like protein 2
Exons: 3
Coding region: 66-497 (143 amino acids)
Biological process (GO): guard cell differentiation; stomatal complex development
Source: RefSeq, a predicted model, not a curated record
AUCCAUUAUAGUUUGACUUUGAACCAGAAAAUCACCAUUGUUGGAGCUUCUUCACUUUUCCUGAAAUGGGUUGUAAUCGGAAUUUGUUUUGCAGCCAUCAUUUUCACAAAUUCACUAUUUCCUUACUUUUCUUCAUCAUUUCAACCUCCACCCAAUUCGUUUCCAUUGCUGAUGGUAGAAAGACGACGACUUUCAGACCGGAUGUUCAAAUUCAGAGGAGAGAUCAGGAAGAAAAAGUGAUGAAUUUGAGAGCACAGAUUGGGUCUAGCCCACCUAAAUGUGAACGGAGAUGUAGAUCUUGUGGGCAUUGUGAAGCGAUUCAAGUGCCGAUGAAUCCACAGAUAAGGAAAAGCUUAAUCAAUGGAGUUUCGAUUUCAAUGUCUAGAAUUGCAUAUGACAGAGGAGGAGGAGGAGGAAGAGGUGAUGAAGAUGAUGGGUCUAACUAUAAACCAAUGAGUUGGAAAUGUAAAUGUGGCGACUUCAUCUUCAACCCAUGAUAUAUGAAUGAUCUAUCCAUCUAUAUACACUAACCCCAACUUUAUUACUCUCUUUUCUAAAUAUGUAAAUGAAUGAAUGAAAUCAUCUCUUUCUGAAAUUUUUGAUAUUUAAUCUAUAAACUGUCAUUGAAAUUUCUGAUU